AUGUCCCAAAGAAACUCGCCUUUUAAAAGAAGGCAAAGUAUUUCAAACAAAUCAGCAACUGGAGAUGUAGAAACAACAACAACAACACCAACACCAACAACCACCACUACCACUACAUCCUCAUUGUCAUCAUCAACUUCAUCAACAAUACAGAGACAACCUAUGAAGAUAGAAUCAAAGAUAUCAUUUAAUUUUAAAAAGAGAAAAGAUCCGAAUGAUAAUGAAACUGAUAAUAUUAAAUUGGAUAAUGAAAAAACUUUCUCAAAUAAAAAUGAAAAUAACUCAUUACCAAUAAAUCAAUUGAUCCAACUUUCAAUAGAUCAUAAUAACAAUAAUAAUAAUAAUAAUAAUAAUAAUAAUAAUAAUAAUAAUAAUAAUAAUAAUAAUAAUAAUAAUAAUAAUAAUAAUAAUAAUAAUAAUAAUAAUAAUAAUAAUAAUAAUAAUAAUAAUAAUAAUAAUAAUAAUAAUAAUAAUAAUAAUAAUGACACUCAAAAAGGCACUAAUAAAAAUGAAAACAAUUGUACAGAUUCAAAUAAAAAAGAUUUAUCCACUUCCACCACCUCUUCAUCAGAAACAGGAUCAUCAACAAAGAUUAAAAACGAAGCUAAAACACCUCAGUCAUGUUUAAAAAAAUCAAAUAAUAAUAAUAAUGAUAAUAAUAAUAAUAAUAAUAGAAAAACACCUCGAUCAACAAAAAAGGUGAAAUAUCAUGAAAAUAUAACAAAUGAUCCAAAUUUUAAAGAAGAAAAUAUAGAAAAACAAAUUAAAAAUGAUACAAAAGAAAUUAAAGAGAAUAUAGAUAAUAAAGAGAAUAACCUCGAAUCACAAAUUGUAAAUAUUAAUCAAUCAACUACACCAAUAGAAACAACAUCAGUAACAUCGACAACAUCAACAGCAACUACAACUACAACCACACCAAUACCAAAUGAAAUACCACCACCUCAACAAACUCAACCAACUAGAGAAAAAAUAACGCCAUCAGCAGAAUCAAAGGAAAGAAUGAUAUUAUUAAGAAAUAUAUUAAUAGAGAAAUUAAAAGAUACUCCACAACACUUAAAAAAGCAUGUUCGUGAAAUAAAUAAAUUAUUUUUACUUCAAGUUUUAAAAAUACCAAUACCCAAAGAAGAUGAACAAAAAUCAAUAAUAAAAAAGGAACAACAAGAACAACAAAAAAAAUUACAACAACAACAACAACAAAUAUCUCUAGCAAAUGCUCAAUCUUCAUUUUUAAAUAAACCAACUAAUAAUACAGAAACACCAACCACCACCACCACCACCACCACAACAACAACUACAACACCAUCACAACCCAUUCAAAUGCCAAUUGAAUCAAUUGGUAAUUUAAAAAAUUUGGAAGUACUAAUGAGAAUACAUACACUAAAAAUGUUAAUUGAAAAAUGGUCAGAGGAAGAAAAGAAAUGGAAAACACUUUUAAAAGAAUAUUCAUCAAAUGGGAAAGAAAGUAUAAUACUUCAAACACCAUCUAGAACCAAAAUUGCUGCAACUAAUUCAAUUCAAAAUUCAAUUAAAAAACAACAAAAACCAACUAAAUCAUCAUCAUCAACAUCAAUACAACAAAAUAAUCAAGAAGAAAAUGAUAAAAAUAUAAAUAAUAAUAAUAAUAAUAAUAAUAAUAAUAAUAAUAGUAAUAAUGUUAAUAAUAAUAAUAAUAAUAAUAAUAAUAAUAAUAAUAAUAAUAAUAAUAAUAAUAAUAAUAAUAAUAAUCAAAUGGUAUCACCAAUAAUAUCAGAUGAUCCAAAAAUGAUUCAAAUCACAAAUAGUAUAUCUAAACUCUCCAUUCAAUUGGACGAGGUAAAACCAAGAUUAAAACAAGUUGAACAAAAUUCAAUAGAUAUUGAAAAGUUUUAUGAUGAAACAUCAGUGUACUAUCAAAAACAAUCAUUAAAAAAUUUAAAAGAUGUUGAUAAUCCUAAAAAAUUAAUUAAAAAUUUACUUUCAAAUAAUACAAUAUCAUUAUCAAAUAAAUAA
This is a messenger RNA of Dictyostelium discoideum AX4, 1989 nucleotides long. RefSeq lists its product as hypothetical. The coding region runs from base 1 to 1989 and encodes 662 amino acids. The record is from RefSeq and is a predicted model, not a curated record. NCBI's taxonomy places the organism in Eukaryota, Evosea, Eumycetozoa, Dictyosteliales, Dictyosteliaceae. The transcript has 3 exons.